Messenger RNA from Carlito syrichta (Philippine tarsier), 3648 nucleotides. It is a transcript of the gene HIP1R, whose product is annotated as huntingtin interacting protein 1 related. Gene Ontology annotation, cellular component: clathrin-coated vesicle; actin cortical patch. The record is from RefSeq and is a predicted model, not a curated record. Lineage: Eukaryota; Metazoa; Chordata; Mammalia; Primates; Tarsiidae. Gene Ontology annotation, molecular function: clathrin light chain binding; actin filament binding; clathrin-cargo adaptor activity. The coding region runs from base 236 to 3397 and encodes 1053 amino acids. Gene Ontology annotation, biological process: actin filament organization; endocytosis; clathrin coat assembly. The transcript has 32 exons.
GUCCCAGCCUGACUCCCAGCCCUCAGUCCCGACUGUCCCUGGGCUCUGGUGAGGUGUCCGGUUGCCGAGCCUGCUGCGUCUCUGAAAAUUCGCCCCGCAUCCCCGCGUUGACAGCCGCUGCAGUGAUGGGAGAGAGGCACAAGAAGGGCAGAGCGUCACUGGGUGCCUCUGACACAUCAAUUAAGACCAAAAAGGAAAAACAGCAAGUCUAUUUGUGCUGCCACUGGCCAUACUCAUGGAAGUCAAAUUUUCUCCAAUUAACCAGAUCUUGGCCUUUUGUAGGCAAGACUUGGCCAUCAGCAUCAGCAAAGCCAUCAACAGCCAGGAGGCCCCCGUGAAGGAGAAGCAUGCCCGGCGCAUCAUUCUGGGCACCCACCAUGAGAAGGGGGCUUUCACCUUCUGGUCCUAUGCCAUCGGGCUGCCCCUGCCCAGUAGCUCCAUCCUCAGCUGGAAGUUCUGCCACGUCCUCCACAAGGUCCUUCGAGAUGGGCACCCCAACGUGCUGCACGACUGCCAGCGGUAUCGCAGCAACAUCCGGGAGAUCGGGGACCUUUGGGGGCAUUUGCAUGACCGGUACGGGCAGCUGGUGAAUGUCUACACCAAGCUGUUGCUGACCAAGAUCUCCUUUCACCUCAAGCACCCCCAAUUUCCUGCGGGCCUGGAGGUGACGGAUGAGGUAUUGGAGAAGGCAGCUGGGACUGAUGUCAACAACAUCUUCCAGCUCACCGUGGAGAUGUUUGAUUACAUGGAUUGUGAGCUGAAGCUUUCUGAAUCAGUUUUUCGGCAGCUCAACACGGCCAUUGCUGUGUCCCAGAUGUCCUCGGGCCAGUGCCGCCUGGCCCCACUCAUCCAGGUCAUCCAGGACUGUAGUCACCUCUACCACUACACGGUCAAGCUCCUAUUCAAGCUGCACUCCUGUCUCCCGGCAGACACCCUACAAGGCCACAGGGACCGGUUCCAUGAGCAGUUUCACAGCCUCAGGAACUUCUUCCGCAGAGCCUCCGACAUGCUCUACUUCAAGCGGCUCAUCCAGAUUCCCCGGCUGCCCGAGGGACCCCCCAACUUCCUGCGAGCCUCGGCCCUGGCAGAGCACAUCAAGCCUGUGGUGGUGAUCCCCGAGGAGGCCCCAGAGGAUGAGGAGCCAGAGAAUCUCAUUGAGAUCAGCACUGGGCCCCCUGCCCCGGAGCCAGCGGUGGUGGCUGACCUCUUCGACCAGACGUUUGGACCCCCCAAUGGCUCCGUGAAGGACGACAGGGACCUCCAGAUCGAGAGCCUGAAGCGGGAGGUGGAGACGCUACGCUCCGAGCUGGAGAAGAUCAAGCUGGAGGCCCAGCGGUACAUCUCACAGCUGAAGGGCCAGGUGAACGCGCUGGAGGCCGAGCUGGAGGAGCAGAGGAAGCAGAAGCAGAAGGCCCUGGUGGACAACGAGCAGCUCCGCCACGAGCUGGCGCAGCUGCAGGCCGCGCGGCUGGAGGGCGAGCGCAGCCAGGGCCUGCGCGAGGAGGCCGAGCGGAAGGCCAGUGCCACAGAGGCACGCUACAACAAGCUCAAGGAGAAGCACAGCGAGCUCAUCAACACGCACGCAGAGCUGCUUCGCAAGAACGCAGACACAGCCAAGCAGCUGACGGUGACGCAGCAGAGCCAGGAGGAGGUGGCGCGGGUGAAGGAGCAGCUGGCCUUCCAGAUGGAGCAGGCGAAGCGGGAGUCCGAGCUGAGGCUGGAGGAGCAGAGCGACCAGCUGGAGAAGCUCAAGAGGGAGCUGGAGGCCAAGGCUGGGGAGCUGGCCCACGUGCAGGAGGCCCUGAGCCGCACGGAGCAGAGCGGGUCAGAACUGAGCUCGCGGCUGGACUCGCUGAACGCAGAGAAGGAUGCGCUGAGCGGGGCCGUGCGGCAGCACAAGGCCGACCUGCUGGCAGCCCAGAGCCUGGUGUGCGAGACGGAGGCAGCGCUGAGCCAGCAGCAGCAGCGCAGCGCCCGGGAGCGGGACGAGCUGCAGGGCCGGCUGGCGGAAAAGGAGUCUGAGGAGCAGGGCCUACGGCAGAGGCUGCUGGACGAGCAGUUUGCGGUGCUGCGGGGUGCCGCGGCCGAGGCCCAAUGCAUCCUGCAGGACGCCGUGAACAAGCUGGACGACCCCCUGCACCUGCGCUGCACCAGUUCCCCAGACUACCUGGUGAGCAGGGCGCAGGCAGCCUUAGACGCCACGAGUGCCCUGGAGGAGGGCCAUGCCCUGUACCUGGCCUCCUUGACUGAUGUCUCCGCCUUAGUGGCAGCCCUGACCCGGUUUUCCCACCUGGCUGCAGACACCAUCGUCAAUGGCGGUGCCACCUCCCACCUGGCCCCCACUGACCCUGCAGACCGCCUGAUCGACACCUGCAGGGAGUGCGGAACACGGGCUUUGGAGCUUGUGAGGCAGCUGCAAGACCAGCAGGCUCUGCGGCAGGCGCAGCCCGGCCUGGUGCGGACCCCUCUGCAGGGCAUUCUCCAGCUGGGCCAGGAGCUAAGGCCCAAGAGCCUGGACGUGCGGCAGGAGGAGCUAGGGGCCAUGGUUGACAAGGAGAUGGCGGCCACAUCUGCAGCCAUCGAAGAUGCCGUGCGGAGGAUCGAGGACAUGAUGAACCAGGCCCGCAGCGCCAGCUCAGGGGUGAAGCUGGAAGUGAAUGAAAGGAUCCUCAACUCCUGCACAGACCUGAUGAAGGCCAUCCGGCUCCUGGUGAUGACAUCCACCAGCCUGCAGAAGGAGAUUGUGGAGAGCGGCAGGGGGGCAGCCACGCAGCAGGAAUUUUAUGCCAAGAAUUCGCGGUGGACCGAGGGCCUCAUCUCGGCCUCCAAGGCGGUGGGCUGGGGAGCCACGCAGCUGGUGGAGGCGGCUGACAAGGUGGUGCUGCACACCGGCAAGUACGAAGAGCUCAUCGUCUGCUCCCAUGAGAUUGCGGCCAGCACGGCCCAACUGGUGGCCGCCUCCAAGGUAAAGGCUGACAGGCACAGCCCCCACCUGAGCCGUCUGCAGGAAUGUUCUCGCACUGUCAAUGAGAGGGCUGCUGGCGUGGUGGCUUCCACCAAGUCGGGCCAGGAGCAGAUAGAAGACAGAGACACCAUGGACUUCUCUGGCCUGUCACUCAUCAAGCUGAAGAAGCAGGAGAUGGAGACCCAGGUGCGAGUCCUGGAGCUGGAGAAGACGCUGGAGGCUGAGCGCAUGCGGCUGGGUGAGCUGCGGAAGCAGCACUACGUGCUGGCCGGGGGGGCACCCGGCGCGGAGGAGCCUGGCCGGCCCCGCGCCACCCCCCGAAGCGCAGCCAAGAAACCACCCCUGGCCCAGAAGCCCAAUGUGGCCCCCAGACAGGACCUCCAGCUCGACAAAAAGGAUGGCAUCUACUCGGCUCAACUCGUGAACUACUAGGCCCCCCAGAGAUCCAGCAGGGUACUGGUGGGCAGGCCUGGGUCUCCUGUGGCCGCCUGGUGGGGCUGAGGGGCCUCCAAGGGGCUUGCCCCUGUACCUGGUGCCCAGGCCCCCACCCCACCACCCGGCUCAGUGUCCUCAAGGCCCCUGGCCCUCACUGAGCCUGAAGGGCCUGGGCGGGUCUGGGCUGUGUGGACGGUUCUUCUGGAUGUGAGUCUGUUUGUUGCAAAAGGAACUUCGGAGAGCAGCCA